Lathyrus oleraceus (garden pea) is the source of this 828-nucleotide messenger RNA. RefSeq lists its product as uncharacterized. NCBI's taxonomy places the organism in Eukaryota, Viridiplantae, Streptophyta, Magnoliopsida, Fabales, Fabaceae. The record is from RefSeq and is a predicted model, not a curated record. The coding region runs from base 124 to 828 and encodes 234 amino acids. The transcript is spliced from 3 exons.
CUGAAGGUUUUCAUUUUCACGUAUUUUGCCUCAGAGUCAGAAAAGGGAGAAGCGCUGAAGAGAAAGAGAAGGAAGAGGAAAAGACCAAAGAUUGCUCAGAGCUUCCUUCAAUCCAAAGAGAGUAUGGCUGGAGAAAAUGACCGUGCGAUUGCUGAGGCUUUGGCUGCUAUGGCGCAGGCUAUGCAGGCGCAACAGAAUCCGCCGGUCGACGAGUUUAAGAAUUUGGGAAGGUUUCUGAAGAAUAACCCUCCUACAUUCAAAGGGCGCUAUGAUCCAGAUGGUGCUCAGAUUUGGCUGAGGGAAAUUGAGAAGAUUUUCCGGGUGAUGACGUGUACUGAAGCACAGAAGGUGCAGUUUGGUACGCAUAUGUUAUCUGAAGAGGCUGAAAACUGGUGGGAUAAUACUCGCCAGAGAAUUGAAGUACCAGGUGCUGAGAUGACUUGGGUAAGGUUCAAGACGGCCUUUCUGGAGAAAUAUUUUCCUGCUGAUGUGCGAUGUAAGAAGGAGAUGGAAUUUCUAGAACUGAAGCAGGGUAACAUGUCUGUUGCUGAUUACGCUUCGAAGUUUGAGGAGCUGGUGCAGUAUUGUCCUCAUUAUAAUGCUGCUGAUGCUGAGGAAUCCAAGUGUGUCAAGUUUGAGAACGGGUUGCGUCCCGAGAUCAAACAAGGUAUUGGUUACCAGGAGAUUCGUAGGUUUCCUACACUGGUUAAUAAGUGCCGGAUAUUUGAUGAAGAUAGCAAGGCUAGAACUGCUCAUUACAGGAGUCUUAACUUCUGUUGUUUGUCGAGGUUGUCAUCUGACGAUCUUCGAGAGAGAGUUCGUGGUUGA